Molecule: messenger RNA, 1136 nt
Organism: Mus caroli (Ryukyu mouse)
Lineage: Eukaryota; Metazoa; Chordata; Mammalia; Rodentia; Muridae
Source: RefSeq, a predicted model, not a curated record
GAGACCACGUCUACGAUUGGCCGCUCCUCGGCAAGGAUUUAAUUUUGAAAUUUUCUUUAUGGUGUGGAAAAGGCUUAGGCCCGAACUUCGUCUAAUCCCCAGGCUCUUAGACUAAAAUCAUGCCCAAGUACAAACAGCGAAGAAGAAAGCUAAAAGCCAAAGCCAAACGAAUGUUUAAGAAGAAAGAAGCCUCUAUGGUCUCUCCUAANUUAUUGACACCUUCCCCUCCCCUCCCUGCACCGGAAAGAGUGGUUACUUCUGCAGCAGAUAUUCCCCAAAGCAGAAACUGGCUAAGACCAUCUUGGAACUUCAGAUUUCCUAACAUCAAAGAUGCAAUAAACCUUUGGACAAAUAGAGCAUGGUGCAUAUACAGUUGCUGUCAGACCUGUGUAGCCCAGAGUUUAGAAGUAUUGAAAGAUGCCCUCUUCCCAUCCCGAGUAUACCACAGAGAACUUCACAGUCUAAAACAACAACUGUGUGUUUUGAAAAGGGAACUGUGCAAGCUCCAAGAAAACCUGAAGAGCAUCUCAGAAAACUCAUCCUGUUCAAGCUGUUGUCACAAGUGUUGCCCGAGUGAUAAACUUACAACUGUGCCUGCCUGUGCUCCAACGACGCUUGAGGAAUCCCAAACCGUGCUUGUUGAACCAUUAAAGAAAGAUGGACCCAUGCAUAUAACAGUUAAAGAUCUACUCACUGUGAAAUUAAAAAAGACACAGAGUGUUGACGAAAGAAAGAAGCUUGUACCAUCACCACCAGAGGAACGUACUCCACUAGUUACUGUCUCUGAUCUACAACGUGUUACUCUGAAACCUAACUCCAGGGUGUCAGCACCUCGAAUUAAAAAUGUCUUAAUCACUCCUGGGAAAAGCCAAAUGGACCUCCGGAAGCUGCUGAGAAAAGUCCAGGUAGAAAGGAGCCCGGGUGGGACCCCUCUGAACAAUAAAGAAAACAUGGAUACAGGAACUGGACUCACUCCUGUCAUGACUCGGGCCUUAAGGAGAAAGUUUCAGCUGGCUCAUCCUCAAAGCCCCACUCAAUCUCUGCCACUUUCUACAAGCAGCUUUGAUGUGCAAAACUGAGAGCAACUCGGCCUGACUCCCGGGAGUGAAACACAAAAUGAAAGACCAACCGCCCAA